CCACUUUGAGGGGAAAAAAAACAUGACAAACGCACAACUCGUAAGAUGGAAAUUUUCGGAAUUCAGGGCUCAAUGGCUAUAUCGUGUGCGACGAAUUGCGUUAUUCUACCCGCCAUGGUAGUUUGUUGUAGAUGCUCCCUCUAGCGAAAUUUAUUCUGCCCCACCUCUCUCUCUCUCUCUCUCUCUCUCUCUCUCUCUCUCUUCCCGUUUCCUGCUCGUCCCAAUUCUUACGGAUCAGGGUUUCUCGCAUGCCCCUUUAAUCCAAGGUUUCUCUCUCUCUCUCUCUCGCCCCCCUCUCUCCAUGAAGAGGCGAUGCCUGAUGCUUCACCCGCCUCAUAUACCCAAGUGCUGCCAGCAACCGAGGAGCCGCAGGGCUCAGCAUCCUCCCCUUAGAGGUUCUUUUUCUCCAUUCUCUUUCUAUAAAGAUUGUUCUUCCAGCACCACAACCACCAUCACAGAUCAAGGCAAUGAUGAACCAUUUUUGGAAGAUGGAGAAGAUAUGCCAGUGUUUUCUUCGUUUAAGUCUAAUCUGUCUUGCAAUGAAGACGGCAAAAGGAUUUUCUCUCACUCGGUAGAAGUACCAGUCCUUGAAGUUGAAACAGUAACUCAAAUUUCUUCAACGGAUUCCUGCAAAAAUGGAACUUCUCAUGCAACAUGGGAUAAUGGAUCAUAUCUAACUGAUCGUGUUAGCACCCACUUGUCUGCAGGACCAUCACCAAUUGCAGCAGAUAAAUCUUUGUUUCCAGUUGCUGGAAACAUGGAAUCUUGGUUGGCUCCUGGAAAUGUGGUAUGGGCUAAAACUGCUUCCCAUGAGUGGUGGCCUGCAGAGGUCUUGGAUGAGAGAGAUAUCCUAGAUUGCACUAGCAAUCACCACGUUGGGCAUGUAUUGGUGCAGCUUUAUGGGAACCAUGAACCUGCAUGGCUUGAUCCAGUCAAGGACUUGUCACAAUUCCAUUAUUGCUUUGGAGAGAGGAGCAAAAAUCCUUUAGAAGCAUUUCAAGAUGCUCUUAAGCAGGCUUUGCUCAAACAUGUGCAUGCAAGUUCAAGAGCAAGGAGAUGUUCUGAUGAGGUGAAGAGGUCAAGCCAAAAUGGCACACGUGAUGCACAAAAUCCUUCAAAUUCAAGUAGAACAAAGGAUGACUUCAUUGAAGAAGGGAGGGGUAAAAGGAAAAGGAAAACAAACUUCACUUCGAUCAGUUGAGCUUUUCCGGAGAAACCACAAAGAAGAGUGCGCCGGCUCAGGAUAAUGCGACACCUUGGGCUUAUUGCUCCCGCUGGAUCUCCCUUUUCUCCCUCACAUGUGAAAACUUCUGAAAUGAGUUGCGGCUGGUUCAUUUUUGCUAGUUGUUCAACUUGGAAUGUUUUUCUUUGUAGGCAGCUAUUAUGUUACAAAUUGUGCUAGAGGAUUCAUAAACAUGUGUAUGUGGUCUGUGGGACAAUUAACAUCAGGCAAGCUUGUUCUGGGAGUUAUUGCCAUCCAUUUGCCCGUAACUCUUCGUAAUGUAAUAUUGAGAUGGCACAACUUUAAAUCACUCAAUGCCUGUGGGAAUUUU
Molecule: messenger RNA, 1553 nt
Organism: Phoenix dactylifera (date palm)
Lineage: Eukaryota; Viridiplantae; Streptophyta; Magnoliopsida; Arecales; Arecaceae
Source: RefSeq, a predicted model, not a curated record